Messenger RNA from Pelmatolapia mariae (spotted tilapia), 2908 nucleotides. RefSeq names its product solute carrier organic anion transporter family member 1C1-like. Gene Ontology annotation, molecular function: protein binding. The transcript is spliced from 16 exons. The record is from RefSeq and is a predicted model, not a curated record. The coding region runs from base 273 to 2651 and encodes 792 amino acids. Gene Ontology annotation, cellular component: plasma membrane. Gene Ontology annotation, biological process: transmembrane transport; sodium-independent organic anion transport. Lineage: Eukaryota; Metazoa; Chordata; Actinopteri; Cichliformes; Cichlidae.
UACCAAGCAAAAGCUUUGCCCUCAGACGGGAGAAUAGGAGCUCAGGGAGAACAGAUCUGUCUGCUCUAGGUAGGAAGACCAAUAUAUGGCUGCUUAAAGAGGAGCAAAAGAGGAAGAAGAAGGGGGAGACCAUAGUCCCUUUCACCUGAAGAUGCACUAGAUCAGUGCUGCCAAAGUUGUCACUGGAGAGUUUUUCUUCCUGAUAUGGGCUUUGUCUGGAGCACCUGACACAGGUGACGCAGUACUCUAAGGAAAGGAAGACCAAGAGGAAAAUGGAAAACACAGCACAGGACACAGCCAAGAUGACCAGCGAAGAGGCUCUGUGUAGCCCUGUCGACCACAAGAUCAGAAAGCGCCCUGGCUUCUCCAAUCUCAAACUGUUUAUUGUAGCACUUUCCUUCGCCUAUUUCUCCAAAGCCCUGACAGGAACCUACAUGAAGAGCUCCAUCACUCAGAUAGAGAGGCGCUUUGACCUCUCCAGCACACACAUUGGUCUCAUAGAUGGCAGUUUUGAGAUGGGCAACUUGUUGUUUCUAGCCGUGGUCAGCCAUUUUGGGGCUAAGCUGCACCGACCCAGGCUCAUCGCUGCGGGCUGUUUCCUCAUGGCUGUGGGAGCGUUUCUCACUGGCCUCACACAUUUCUUCAUGGGACGGUAUAAGUAUGACACGGUGAUUCAGGUCUUUCAGAAUGAUAAUCUGAGCAUUGCUGCCUGUGUGGAUCCUCUGAAAACACUAGAUCACGUGCCAGAAAUUCAAAUAGAGCCUUCGUUGGAGGACAAUAAAGCCUGUGUGAGAGAUUCUGGUUCCAGCAUGUGGAUCUACGUAUUCCUGGGGAAUGCUCUGCGGGGGAUUGGAGAAACUCCAGUCACACCUCUUGGCAUCUCCUACAUCGAUGACUUUGCUAAGGCGGAAAACUCCCCUUUUUAUAUUGCUUGUCUCCAGACCAUUACUCUACUGGGUCCCAUGUUUGGCUUCCUUUUGGGUUCCUAUUGUGCCAGACUAUAUGUUGACAUUGGAUAUGUUGAUAUGGAAAGUGUGACCAUCACUCCUAAAGAUUCCCGCUGGGUGGGUGCUUGGUGGAUGGGUUUUCUUGUGUCCUCUGGCCUUCUGCUUAUCUCCAGCAUUCCCUUCUGGUUUCUGCCCCGUUCGAUGCCCAAGCAGGAGAGUGAAGAAAACCAUGAAACUCCAGUCUGCGAGAUCCUAAACGAGACAGAGGAUGCGCAAAACAACAACCAAAACUUCAAGCUGACUGAAAUUGCCAAAGGGUUCCUUCCAUCAUUGAGGCGUCUGUUAGGAACUCCUGCUUACUUCCUGCUUCUUUGCGGGAGCAUCCUGAAGUUCAAUGCAUUCAUCGGUCUACUCACCUUUAAAGCCAAAUACAUGGAGCAACAGUUUGGACAGUCUGCAUCCAGGGCAAACUUCCUCAUAGGUGUCCUGAACCUGCCAGCAGUGGCAAUAGGGAUCUUCCUCGGAGGGCUGCUGAUGAAGAGGUAUAAGCUGAGUGUGGUAUCAGGAGCUCAGCUUUCCUUUGCAACAUCCUUUAUGUCCUAUCUCCUCAUGCUGCUGCAGUUUGGCACCAAGUGUGAUAACAUACCCAUAGCGGGGCUCACUGUAUCGUACAAUGGGACAAAAGGUAUAUUGUACAGCAGAGAAAUGCUCUUCUCUGAGUGUAACAGGGACUGCUUGUGUUCAGCAGAGGAGUGGGACCCCGUUUGCUCAGAUAGCGGCAUCACUUACAUCUCUCCAUGCAUGGCUGGCUGCCUCAGUUCCAGCGGACACGGCAAAAACACCGUCUUUCACAACUGCACCUGUGUGUCCACCUCCUUUCCAGCAGGCAGCAGUACAUCAGUGAGACUGGGCCAGUGCCCUCAUGCCAAGGACUGCAGCCGAAGCUUCACCUCCUAUAUGGCCAUAUCUGUUCUCAGCUCCUUUAUCAAUGCUCUGGGAGCCACACCUGGCUACAUGGUCAUUAUACGAUGCAUCACACCCGAGCUCAAAUCCCUUGCUCUGGGUAUUCAGACCUUGGUAACUAGGACUCUUGGUGGAAUUCCUGCACCAGUGUAUUUCGGCGCUUUGAUUGAUUCAACUUGCCUUAAAUGGUCUAUGAAGAGUUGUGGCGGUAGGGGGGCAUGCCGUAUUUACAACUCUGAUAUGUACAGGAUCAUUUUCCUGGGUUUGAUCACUUGUAUCAGUGGCUCCUCUUAUUUUUUUAUCAUUGCUGUCAUCAUCCUUCUCAGACGCCAGUUCCGAAAGCCAGAGAAGGACACAGACAAGCAGGAGCAAAAAGCAUCAAAGGAUUUUGAACUAAAGACGCCAUUAAACCUCACUGAGGAGAUUAGAGCCAGUCCUGAAACUCCCAACUUACCCAGUGCUACAAAAAUUUGGGUAAAGAUUGCUACAGAUUUGGAGGAAGGAGGAGAGGUCCACACAGUAGAACAGCCCCCUCAUAAUGAUGGAGUAAUCUCUACAAGUAAUGCACAGGAGGCUAAAUACAUGACAAAUACCUGCGCUGAAGUUAUUCCUCUGUCUUCUGAUGGCACAAACACAGAGAUAGUCAGUAAAGAAUCCAUCGGACACAAAGUAAUAGAGAAGCAGGACGAUCACAUUGAUGACAAGAGUAAAUUGGAGAAAGAGAGUCAGCAACUAAACUGAUGGACCACAUAAAGACUGUGUUUAGCAGAGUGGUCUCCAACACAAAAUCAAACUGGAAUAGAUGGAACAAGUCCCAAAGUUUGGUCAAAAGAUCAUUUUCCUGUUAAGAGGGACUACUAUUCUUUCAGGACAAUGUCAUGGUUAAUGCUAAUAGUAUUUUCCAUCCUUUUUUUGCAGGAUGCAGCUAUUAUAUUCAGUGUUGGAUGUGAAAUGUAACAAAGUAACAAGUCCUUAGAUAAAAAUUUUGGCGGGGGGGG